AUUUUAUGACUAAACCAAUUCGUGAGUUUAAUGAAGCAGCAGAAGAUUUAAAUGCUGCAUUAAACAGCGACCUCGUCAUAUUUGAUGCCGAAAUUCCACCACUGGGUCUAAGUGUGUAUAACUUUAAAAAGCAGCAAUCAGCACGUUUUAGUGAGGUGGAUCAUUUUAUUAAACAACGUGGCAAUAAACUUCGAAUUGGAUUUGAUGAUAACAACGUUAUAAUUGGAGAAGACAAUUUAAUCAACCAAAUAACUGUACAAGGAAACACUGUUAAUGUGAAACAAGAAUUUUUAUAUUACAUCAGUAACUAUGAAGUAAGCAAUCCGUACCUCUUUAGACCUGAUGAAGAAAUUCGUACAGCCCAGGUACUAUCUGAUGACGUAAAAGUCACAUACAGAAAACCCCAAAAUGGUGUAAUGGAAAUUAAACAAGUGGUUAAUGAUUGGGUAACACAAAUAAUUCGUAUUUUCGAAGGCGAUAACCACAUAGAACUAGACUGGGCCGUUGGUCCCAUCGAUGUAAGUAAUGGUAAAGGUAGAGAAGUAAUUUCAAGAUUCACCACUGAUUGGGACACAAAGGGCGUGUUUUAUACCGAUUCCAACAGUAGAGAAAUUUUAAGAAGAGAAAACCAAAAGAGGCCUACCUACGAAUACACCAAUGAGGAACCGCAAUCCGGAAAUUAUUUCCCCGUAACUUCGAGAGUCUAUUUGGAAAAUGAAACUGAAAGUACUCAGUUCGCUAUUAUAACUGAUAGAGCUGAGGGUGCUGCUAGUUUGGAAAGUGGUCAAUUAGAAUUGAUGAUCCAUCGUGUGACAUUGAAUGCAUAUUCAUCAUCAGUUAAUGAGCCUCUAAAUGAAAUUGAAUAUGGUAUUGGAGUGAUUGCGAGAGGCACUCACUAUAUAACCAUUGGAAAAUCUAGUUCUAGUGGAGAUAAAUCAGUUGCUGAAUUUGCACAAGUCACUCAAAGAAAAUUAGCCCAACAAGUCCAUUUAAGUCCUAUCACUCUCAUAUCUUCCGGACAUUUGAAAACUACAACGACCUCACUCCUUAAUGGACAACUUCCGGAAAAUGUUCAUAUUUUGACCUUCGGAAAGUGGAAUGAUAUACAAAAUACAUACAUACUUCGUUUGGAACAUUUCUACGAGGUAGAUGACGAUCCUGUUUUGUCUCAAGAAGUUAUUGUGGAUCUGGAAAAUUUGCUUUCUUCAUUAAAAGUUGAGUCGAUUGAGGAAAAAGUUUUGACUGGUAUUAAGCCAAUUGAAAAAAGCGUACGUCUUAGCUGGCCACAGCUUUCAGAAGUUAACAAACUUAAAAAGAAAAUAGGGGAUGAUGGUCUUAAAAUUUCUUUAGCACCUAUGCAAAUUAGAACGUUUAUUUUAACUGUUAAUAAAGAAUAGUAAGGUUUUCUUAUUUAAAAAUAUAUUGUCAUUGUGGAAUUUAGUAAGGAUAAUAAUAAACUUAGCCUUUUCAUAAAUAUAAAUUUGUUGAAUGUCAUUAAAACUUAAGGCUUAAAUUAUUAGAAUAACACAACAUAUUUAUAAUCAAUAAAAACAUUUUA
This is a messenger RNA of Aethina tumida (small hive beetle), 1558 nucleotides long. Its product is annotated as lysosomal alpha-mannosidase-like. The record is from RefSeq and is a predicted model, not a curated record. Bases 6 to 1397 code for a protein of 463 amino acids. NCBI's taxonomy places the organism in Eukaryota, Metazoa, Arthropoda, Insecta, Coleoptera, Nitidulidae. Gene Ontology annotation, biological process: mannose metabolic process. Gene Ontology annotation, molecular function: alpha-mannosidase activity; carbohydrate binding. The transcript has 6 exons. Gene Ontology annotation, cellular component: lysosome.